AUGGCUCCAAGAUCUCGGAAGCGAAGGCACAAGAAACCCCCUUCAUCAGUGGCUCCCAUGGUUGUGACCCCAUCCACAGUUGUGACCCCUGUGCCUCUGACCCUCUCAAAACCUGACCCUAGCAUUGAUGCGCUUGGCUUCUUCUCCUUGGAAAAUAAUGUUCCUGGCCUAUCUCAGCUAAUCCUUCAAAAGCUAAGCAUGAAAAGCUAUGAAGAAUACAAGUUGGUGCUAGAUGGGGGUGCUUCUGUAUCAGGCUUUGGAUUUCGAUGCCCUCAAGAAAUGUUCCAGAAGAUGGAGGACACAUUCCGAUUCUGUGCUCACUGUAGAGCUCUCCCUAGUGGUCUUUCAGACUCCAAGGUCUUACGGCAGUGCAAAAGGUGCAGAAAUGUCUAUUACUGUGGUCCAGAGUGCCAGAGGUCAGACUGGCCAGCACAUAGGAAGGUUUGUCAAGAGCUGCGUCUUGUAGCUGUGGACCGUCUCAUGGAAUGGCUCCUAGUCACAGGUGCUUUUGUCCUACCUUCAGGGCCUUGGCCAUGCCUGGCUGAAGCUGUACAGGGCUGGGAUACCUGGUUUUCUAUGCGGCAUUUACAGCUAGAUGCUACACUGGAUGCUGUGCUAGGUAGUCAUGCCAUGACCACCCUGUGGGCCAGCGUAGGACGGCCAAGGCCAGACCCAGAUGUCUUGCAGGGCUCUUUGAAGCGGCUGCUGACAGAUGCCCUCUCACGACCCUUGACACUGGGCCUUGGGCUUCGGGCCUUGGGGAUAAAUGUUGGGAAGAUUGGGGGAAGCACAGUGCAUGUGGUUGGUGCUUCCCACGUGGAGACAUUCCUCACUCGCCCUGAGGACUAUGAUGAGCUUGGCUACAUGUUUCCUGGACACCUUGGCCUCCGUGUGAUCAUGGUGGGUAUAGACGUAUCUGCUGGCUUUACACAGAACCCCUCAACUCCCAUCCUGGAACCUGGCACAGUUCAGCUUAGUGGCCAUAGAGGCCUCUAUCAUGACUUCUGGGAGGAGGAGGUAGAGACUGGGCGGAUAGCCCAUCCGGAUUUGGUGGUGACAUUCCAUCCAGGUUUCCAUGCUUCCCCAGACUUAAUGGAGGCUUGGCUGCCCACCCUCUUGCUACUUCGUGAUUAUGAGAUCCCUACAUUGAUCACUGUUUACAGCCAUCAGGAAUUGGCAGCCUCAUUACAGAUUCUGGUGGACUUGGAUACAAACAUCACCGCCUAUGGAGCUAACCCUUUUGCAUCCCUCAAACCUGAACAGGUCUAUUCCAACCCCAACAAGCAGCCAGUAUACUGCAAUGCCUAUUAUAUCAUCUUUCUUGGAAGUUCCUGCCAGUUGGAUAGGAGGCAACUGGAAGAAAAAGUAGAUGGUGGAGUUUAA
Puma concolor (puma) is the source of this 1383-nucleotide messenger RNA. RefSeq names its product MSS51 mitochondrial translational activator (gene MSS51). The record is from RefSeq and is a predicted model, not a curated record. NCBI's taxonomy places the organism in Eukaryota, Metazoa, Chordata, Mammalia, Carnivora, Felidae.